UCUGUCUACGGAAAGUCGAUGCUUAUCGAUGGUAAACAACAUCGACGGUUUACGAAAAUUACCAUUUCCCUGAUAAGCAACUGGAACGCAACGACCAAAGAUAUAAACGCCAUGCUAUAAACGCUUCGCUGGCACGUUUUCGUUAGCCCCCAACCAAAACUAGACCAACUUCUGUCCGGGGGUAAUACACAGUGGGAAAACAACACCAGCUAGUCGAAAAGCUCCCCCUCAAAAAUUAGUAACAAUGUUUGCCACACUGAAAAACAAAAUCAAAGAGGAAACUGGUGAGGAUGUGGUCCAUUCGGCCAAUCAGCGUUAUCCCAGCAAUAACAACAACAAUUACCGGCUGCGUAGUCGCCGCGUUAGCAUUAAUUCCAAUUCAGCUGAUGAUGUGGGCGGUGGCGGAUUCUACAAUGAGUCAGAGCAACUUUGCCAGCUGCGGAGUCAGUGCAACGAGCUCACCACCAAGGUGUCUACCAUCACGCAGGGAAUGCAGCAGCUGCAGGAGGAGAAGACCCGCGUAGACAAGACCAACGAAAUCCUGCUGGAGAGUGUGCGAGUGGCUCAAACGCAGAAGGAUAUGUACUGCGAAGAGCAGGAAAAAAUCCAGAACCUUCAACAGGUCGAAAUUGACAAGCUUAAAAACCUACUGAGCUUCCGUGAGCAGGAAUCUGUGGAUCGCAUGGGUCACAUGCGACAGCAGAGCCAGCAAAUCGAAUUACUGAGCGAGGAACUAGAGCGCCUGCGACCAAUGGAAUCGGUAGCCGAGGAUUUGCGGGACGAACUGGAGCAACUGCGGCAUUCUAUGCAGCAGGAAAAGAACCUGCUGACCACCACAUUAGCAGCGGUGCAAGAAGAGAACAGACACCUCAAAAAACGCAUGAAGAUCGUAGAGGAGUCCCGCCUCGAAUCGCUGGGCAAGCUGAAUUCCGAGCAACAGGUGCAGGCUCUUAUCCGCGAGCAUAAGCUUUUGGAGCAGCACCUAGAAGAGGCCCAUCUGCAGCUAUCGGAUAUCAAGGGAUCCUGGAGUGGUCAGAAUUUGGCGCUGGAAACUCAAGUCAGUCGAUUAUCCAAGCAAGUGGCUGAGGAGACUACCGAAAAGCGAAAGGCCCUUAAAUCCCGUGACGAUGCCAUUGAAAGCCGCAAACAGGUUUCAUUCGAGUUGGAAAAGGCAAGAGAUGAAGUUAGGCAGCGCGACGAUAAGGUCAAGCUGCUCGAGGAGGAAAUUGACGAGCUAAGUGUGGCCCUGAAAGAGUGCCGAGAGGAGAACGAGCAGCAAAUCCUCUUUGAGCGCAACAAAUCUGUGAGUAUCAAAAUUUUAGAAACAGAGGUAAAAGAUCUCAAGAAUCGUCUCACGGCGGCUGAUGACAGGUUCACCGAGUACGCCUCGAACGCCGAGCAGGUAGCCCAAAAGCUACGGACCCAAUUGACUGAAAAACACGAGCAGCUGGACGAAACCAUUAUGCAGCUGGAAAUUGAACGAGAAGAGAAAAUGACUGCAAUACUUCGCAACGCGGAAAUCGCCCAGAGCGAAGACAUUUUACGGCAACAGUUGCGCUUAGAGCGCACCGAAGCCACCGAUCUCCAGGACAGAAAUAAUCAAUUGGAAAUAGAUAUAUCCGAGGCCCGACAAACGCUGCAACAGGUCAGCAGCACAGCCGAGGACAAUGCCCAGAAGUUAAGCGAAUUCGAGGGUAUUCAGUUAGAAAUAAUCGAGAAAAAUAAGACAAUAAAAACAUUAAACCAACGUUUGGUUGACUUAAAGAAAACAGUGCAAAAGGAAUUGCGUAGUGCGCAGAUCUCCACAGAGAGUGAAUCUCAUCCGAUAACGAUCCCUGGCCACAGAAUCUCAAGUUCAUCUCUGGAGUCAUUUCCAUCUGGCGACAAGGGCAACUGUAUCAUAAUGGAUGAAGUUAAUUUUCAAUAUUUGAAACAUGUCAUUGUGAAGUUCUUGACCAGCCGUGAGGUGGAAGCACGACAUCUUGUCCGUGCCGUAUCCACAUUACUUCAACUGACAUCCGAGGAGGAAAAGCUUCUGCAUGACACUUUAAAUUGGAAGAUGAGUUGGUUCGGCAUGAAGCCAACUUAAGAUACCCACUGCAAUAAAUCACAUUUGUAUUCUAGUCUGUAGUCAAUUCAUAACGUUCUGUGUAAUUUGUACAUAUACAGCAAUUGCAUAUGCAACACUCUGUUAUUUUGUUUACCGACAACAUUCCAUUUUGUUAAAUAGUAUUUAUUUCUACCGUUGUGAUUUUUAUAAUAAACUAACAUUUAUGUAAAA
Molecule: messenger RNA, 2281 nt
Organism: Drosophila eugracilis
Lineage: Eukaryota; Metazoa; Arthropoda; Insecta; Diptera; Drosophilidae
Gene: Golgin97
Product: golgin subfamily A member 1
Cellular component (GO): Golgi apparatus
Source: RefSeq, a predicted model, not a curated record